UCCCCCUAACCUCCCCUUCCCCGUUUGGCUCCGCCUCAUUCUCUCCCCCCAGUUCUCCGCCUAUCCCCUCCACUCCCCGCCUUCCACCCUUUUCCUCUCUCUCGCUGCCGCCUGAACUGAAUCGAACUCCACAAGAGGGAGAAGCGGCUUGAAGGAGCACACAGCACGGGUAGGGUUGGAAGGAGAGCGGCUUCACUGUGCCCUGGUUUAUAAGUAACUACACAUUCGCAGGCACCCACUAAGGUUUGUUAUUCAAACGGGAAACCUAAGCAGCUUGAGGCAGAGCGGAGAGUCGAAGGAGGAAGCGGCCGUGACCCGAGUAACCAGACUAGCCAAGCGCUUUCUCCACUUCGCCGCAUCCCAGACCUUUUUUUUUAAGGAAAAGAGAUCGGCGACAAGUACGAGCGACAGGACUCGGAGGGAAGGCUUUCUCGUCUAUUUGUGUUCGUCUUUUAUUGUUCCCCCAUCUUCUCUGUCCUCGCAGCCUCUUUUCCAGAGACUUUGCCAUACACUGUGCAUAUACACUAUUUCCACGGCGGGAUCCUUCGCUGUGACAGGGAUUCCCACGGACAAUUCGCCCGAUCUACGGCCGAAGCCACAUUAAACCCGAUUCCGGCGCUCGCUUCUUUUCCCACCUCCUUUCUACAUGUUUUUUGGACACGCAGGGGGCGACAUAAGGAACAGUGCAGCUCCUGCAUUUGGCCUCUUAGAUUGGAAUAUGGUUGGAGAAACGGAAACAAAGGAGAAACCGAAGCCGACUCCAGACUAUCUAAUGCAACUAAUGAACGACAAGAAGCUGAUGAGCAGCCUGCCCAACUUCUGCGGGAUAUUUACCCACCUAGAGAGACUCUUGGAUGAAGAAAUCAGCAGAGUACGGAAAGAUAUGUACAACGAUACUUUGAAUGGCAGCAACAAUGAAAAAAGAACCAAUGAACUUCCUGAUGGUAUUGGACCUAUUGUACAAUUGCAAGAAAAACUUUAUGUGCCUGUAAAAGAAUAUCCAGAUUUCAAUUUUGUUGGACGUAUUCUGGGACCCAGAGGACUUACAGCUAAACAACUAGAAGCAGAAACAGGGUGUAAAAUUAUGGUCCGAGGCAAGGGCUCCAUGAGGGACAAAAAGAAGGCUGUUACCAAUAUACUGGAAUGUGGUAUAUUGGCACUAAACAAGGAGGAACAAAACAGAGGCAAGCCUAACUGGGAGCACCUGAAUGAAGAUCUGCAUGUAUUGAUAACAGUUGAAGAUGCACAAAACAGAGCAGAAAUAAAGUUAAAAAGAGCAGUGGAAGAGGUCAAGAAACUGUUGGUCCCAGCAGCAGAAGGUGAAGACAGCCUAAAGAAAAUGCAGUUGAUGGAACUGGCUAUCCUUAACGGAACCUACAGGGAUGCCAACUUAAAAUCACCCCUUGCCUUUUCUCUUGCAGCAACAGCUCAGGCUCCUCGGAUUAUAACUGGGCCUGCGCCUGUUCUGCCCCCAGCUGCUCUGCGUACACCUACGCCAGCUGGACCUACCUUAAUGCCUUUGAUCAGACAAAUACAGACCGCCACUGUCAUGCCAAAUGGGACCCCUCAUCCGACUGCUACACUUAUGUCCCAAGCACCUGAAGCUGGUUUGAUCUACACACCUUAUGAGUACCCUUAUACACUGGCCCCAGCUACUUCAAUCCUUGAGUAUCCCAUUGAAACAAGUGGUGUAUUAGGUGCGGUGGCUACUAAAGUAAGAAGGCAUGAUAUGCGGGUCCAUCCUUACCAAAGGAUUGUGACCGCAGACAGAGCCGCCACCGGCAACUAACCUAUGACCUUCUGACCUCUGAAUUCUUCACCCAAUGAUGACCUGACCAUGCCUGCCUGCUGAUCAGUUAACUGGUAAUCGCCUCUGCUUGUCUGUCUUCAGUGCAGCGAGCUGAGACACUUUUCCGUUCGUCUUACCAUCUAACAAAAAAAGACACAAGUUUUUUUCUUCCAACUCAGAUAUUUCUCCCCUCCCCCAAAGCCCCCUGUUUGGGUGAAAGUGAUUCUAGUACCUGCACUGAAUAGUAGUAAAGCAAUAAGGUCCAAUUCAGCCCUGCGCACUGAUCAUCUUGUGUCCUAACCAAACGAAUGGUAUAAAGGCCUCCCCUACAGUACUGGCAAGACAGCUGAUCCUCAACUACCGAUGACAGAGGCAGUUACUGUGAGAGACUUCUAGGAAACCUCUCCCCCCCCCCCCUCGUAUAGUAAAUUUAAAAGCUAUCUCUGAAUGUAACGUGUUGUGAUGAUGCAUUAUGCAUGAAUCUGUUUGGUCAGGGAUUUUACUGGUGAAGUCAUUAUGAAAAAAGAAAGAACAAACAAAAUUAUAUUGUGUUUAGUCACUACAGUGCCCUCUAAGGGCAAAAUAUUGCAAUUUUUAUUUUAUUGUGAACUUGCCUGCCAAAUGUUACUGAUAAGGGUGCCAUGAAAAUUUCUGACUGAUCUUUUUUAACCUAUUAUUUCAAGUCAGACUUCAGCUAUGAGAUCUCCUUUCAAUAGUUUCAGUUCAAAUUCUAAAAGCUUUUGACUCAAAGCCUCUUGUUUGAUUUGAAUAUGUUUAACAAGGUACAUGUAUUAUGUAUCAUAGUACUAGGCAAACUGUUCAAAUAUUUUAGACCUCCCUGUAUUAAGGAUGUAAAAGCCAUGCUUGCCUAUUUGCUGUAUAAUUGUAAUGAAAUUGUAGAUAUGUGUAGUGCAUUGAAACAAAAUGAUCUAAAACAUAAUUACUUUUACUAUACAAGGGUGCUGGUGCAGAAAAAGUAUAUAUAUUUUUGGAAUUGUAGCAUUUUAUACUCAAGUAUUAUUAUAAAAGAAAAAAAGAAGAAAAAAGAACAAAGAAAACCCCUUGAUUGCAUUGAAUUUUUUUUCUGGUGGUAGUCAAGAUACAAGACCAAAAGAGCCUUUUUGCUGGUUUUUUUCUAAUUAUUAUUGGAUUAUGUCUAAAGAAAGUGCCUUAUUUUUUUCCAUAGUCAUUUUCAAGAUCAACCUUGUUCCUUUAUUAAAUGCUUAAGGUUUAAUGUGGCCCAAGAAAUUUAGCAAAGCAACUUUUAGUUCCGUUACCUCCCUCAAGCUUUUUAAGAAACUGAAAAAUAGUUGGAGUAUACCAGUCUGUCAUCUAGUAGAGUAUGUUAAAAAGAAGUUUCAGAAGACAUUUUUGAUUUAGAAGUGCCAGGCCUUUGCCACUUUAUCUGAAAUUAUAAUCGUUAAUAAUUAAGUUGAAGGUUUAAAAACAUUUUCAAGGACAUAAAAUUAAACAUAACAAUCAAAAUUGAGCAAGGAUAAAAUGACAGAAUUCUGAGAUAUCUGUGGAUUUCCAUUUUGGUUGGACUUUGGUGGAAGUUAUUUCUUCCCAAAAUACCAUUAAAUUCAAAUUCACCUGUUCUACUAGUAGUGCCAAUUCAAUAUCUGGUAUUCAAUCGCAAUCAUUGUGAUUCCUGUGGCAAAGACCUGAUGAUUACUUCUACUUGCAUUUCAGAGCUGUCACUACUAAAGAUCAGCAGUUAGCCCAGAACUCAUGUAUCUGAAGCACCUUGUGACCUCAUUUACCAUUUUGUCUCAAAAACAAAUUAUAAAUUAAUUUACUAUGCAACAGACAUUCAUCUUGUUCUCGCAUUUGAAUUACCAUACCACCAGCUUUUGUCUUCCUGUUAAAUUUUUUUGUUGUUAUUUUGGGUAAGGAAUUCUCUUCCAUUAAAGGGAAGGGUUUGAUCAAACGUGCGACACUCAAAUUUAGAGAGAUUGUAUAAAUAUUACCAGUAUUUGAUCCAGAUUCAUCUCAGCUGUGAUAAACCUGGACAUUUUAAAUGUUCGUGAAAGGAUUUUUUUUCCUGGAAUGUUGGUAAAUCAGUCUAUUGAAUAGACAUGUGCAACUUAGAAAAUA
This is a messenger RNA of Xenopus laevis (African clawed frog), 3886 nucleotides long. RefSeq names its product QKI, KH domain containing, RNA binding L homeolog (gene qki.L). The transcript is spliced from 10 exons. The record is from RefSeq and is a predicted model, not a curated record. Gene Ontology annotation, molecular function: RNA binding; nucleic acid binding; mRNA binding. The coding region runs from base 647 to 1789 and encodes 380 amino acids. Gene Ontology annotation, cellular component: cytoplasm; nucleus. Lineage: Eukaryota; Metazoa; Chordata; Amphibia; Anura; Pipidae. Gene Ontology annotation, biological process: regulation of mRNA splicing, via spliceosome.